UGAAAAUCUAACAAAAAGAAGAGGCGGGUGAUUUACAGACUGCUGCUCUGACUGGCUUCAGAACGCGUCAUUGGGCUACUUCGGGGACCAUUGGGCUUUUGAUUCAACGUGCGGCAUAUGGCUGAUCUCUUUCAUUCGAAAUCAUAUGUUUAUAUACCUCUAUAGCAACCCUGAGUGCGAGCGAUGUUAGUUUCACUUUAAGACGGGCAAUAAUCGAGCUUUCUUAACGUUGCUUUCAAAAUCGUCAUUGUGGGGAACGUUCAGUCGUGCAGAGUAAGGAGAAGUGUAGACUGGGGCUUCCGGUGUAAAACAGGCUAUCUUUAUGAAAUCCAUCGAAGUGCGGAACUACUGCUAUCGACUCAUUCUCCUCCAUAUUAACAUAAUCCAUUGUUAUCCGAGAUGAUAUCCGCUACCAGCUGAAACGUUGCUACGAUCGGACACACCUGGGAUAGCCAAUAAUCUAAAAGCCAAGCAAGCCCAGCUCCAUACAGUUGCAAAUUCAGUUUACUGGAAAUAGCCUACAUCAGUCCUUUGAUGGGAUCUUUUUUUGCCGGUAAUAUAGAAGAGAAGCCAUUCCUGUGGGUUUUAUUUCAUGGGGAUGUGUUCAAGACAAGAGAGAAUACAGAAAGACGUGGAUAUCGUUAUUCAAAGGUCCAAGGCAGAGAAAGACUGCCUAUUCUCUGAUUUCAGAUACACCGACGCCACAUUCACCUUCACGUAUUCCAAAGGCUCCAGAAGGGUGACCUACUCCGUGCACGUUUCUGACGACUACCCAGACAACACCUAUGUAUCCAACUCUGAAAACGACGAUGAAGUUCUAGUCACCCGAGACCCGAUCCCAGUCAUCUUUCACAGAAUCGCUACAGAGAUUAGGAUCAACAAUGACGCCAGCUGCUGCCUGUCUAUCUCCAAGUCAAAACUUCAGUUAGACAAAAACCAGUGCCACUAUGCCAUAGAGGAGGACUCUGAUGGGGAUGCUGACUCUGAGGAGUUUUACUAUGGAUGCCAGGUGAACUACGAUGGCGAGCUCCACAAGCACCCCCAGCUGGAGGCAGACCUCUCGGCGGUCCGGGAGCUGUAUGGACACCACGCAGUAUCUCUCAGGGAAUACGGUGCAAUUGAUGAUGUGGACAUUGAUCUGCACAUUGAUGUCAGUUUCCUAGAUGAGGAGAUAGCCCUGGCAUGGGAUGUGAUCCGCAGGGAGCCUGUGAUCGUGCGACUUCACUGCUCUCUGACACAGUAUCUGAAUGGACCAGUCCCCACGGUGGAUGUAUUCCAAGUGUCCACAAAAGACCGGUUUGGACUUGGUCAUCAGCUGAAAAAGAUUAUGCAGACGUUUGUUACCCAGCAGUGGAAACACCAAAGUAAAGAGAAGCUUAACUGCCCACACACCAAAAACAAGAACGACAAGAAGGUCAAAUCUCCUCUCCACAUCUUCUCAACGCUCCGCAGAUGUCCCAGCUACCCUCCUCCAGGUUGUGUCAAGAGCAAGAAGAAACUGAAGCCCGAGCAAGAUGGCGUCUCUAAAUCCCAGCGUCUUCUCCGGCGGACCGGCUCCAGUUCUGUCAAACAGCAGUCCGAGGCGGACGGCUGCGCCCCCAGUGUCCCCGGCACCAAGGCCGCGCACCGCCUCCUGGGCCACUCCCUGUCCAGCGGAGACCCCCGUGUAGACCAUGGGGGAGGGCCCGGCCCCGGGCCGCUCACCCUAAAACCCCAUCGCCUCCUGAGCAGGCCGUGUCCCACCGUGCUCAAACCAGAGGACCUCCGCCCUGCUCCUCACAGGCUCAUGCCCCGCUCCUGCUCCGGUGACCCCCGCUGUGAGCACGCCGGCGGGGUAGGAGGUGGUGGGAUGGGAGCUCUGGGUGGUGGAGGUCUGAAGCCCCACAGGCUGCUGAGUAGGUCAUGUUCUGGCUCCAUCAGGACGGAGGAGUUAGACGGACUGAAGCACCACCACCGCCUCAUGAGCAGGUCCUGUUCCAGUAACACUAAGAUGGGCAAGACGGCGGACAUCUUUAAGGACUCUGUGGCUUCAACCGAGGGAAGGCGUCUCUCUCUAACAUCAGGGCUGAUAGGGAUUCUUGCCCCCUCUCUGGCCACACCCCCACCGCCAAACAAUGGUGCCAAGUCAAUCCCAAUCAGAGACAGAGGCUUUCUCGUCCAGACCAUGGAGUAUGCUGAGCAGAGAAUCCCAGUUCUAAAUGAGUUCUGUGUAGUGUGUGACGAACCACACGUGUUUCAGAAUGGACCCAUGCUCAGACCCACAGUGUGUGAGAGGGAGCUCUGCGUGUUCGCCUUUCAAACACUGGGGGUGAUGAACGAGGCUGCUGACGAGAUCGCCACAGGAGCUCAGGUGGUGGAUCUGUUGGUGUCGAUGUGUCGGUCUGCGUUGGAGUCGCCCAGGAAAGUUGUCAUUUUUGAGCCAUAUCCCUCUGUGGUGGACCCAUGUGACUCCCAGGCGCUGGCCUUUAACCCCAGGAAAAAGGACUAUGAUCGAGUGAUGCGAGCCCUCGACAGCCUUACAUCGAUCCGCGAGAUGACCCAGGCACCUUACUUGGAAAUCAAGAAACAGAUGGACAAGCAUGAUCCUUUAGCACACCCCUUAUUGCAGUGGGUGAUAUCCAGUAACAGAUCACACAUAGUUAAACUACCGGUAACCAGGCAACUGAAGUUCAUGCACACGCCCCAUCAGUUCCUUCUCCUCAGCAGUCCUCCUGCCAAAGAGUCCAACUUCAGAGCCGCCAAGAACCUCUUUGGGAGUACCUUCGCUUUUCAUGGUUCUCACAUAGAGAAUUGGCACUCCAUUUUGAGGAACGGUUUGGUGGUUGCAUCCAACACAAGACUUCAGCUCCAUGGCGCCAUUUACGGGAACGGAAUCUAUCUCAGCCCAAUGUCAAGCAUAUCCUUUGGCUACUCAGGGAUGAACAAAAAGCAACAGAAAGUUGCUUCGAAGGACGAAUCUGCUACAAACAAGACCAACUUACAAUUGCAGUCGACGAAAAAAGGACAGCAGCCCCAGUUUUUGCAAAGCCGUAACCUGAAGUGCAUAGCCUUAUGUGAAGUCAUCACAUCCCCUGACCUGCACAAACAUGGAGACAUCUGGGUCGUCCCCAAUACAGACCAUGUCUGUACACGCUUCUUUUUUGUUUAUGAAGACGGCCAAGUGGGAGACACAAGCAUCAACACACAAGACGCCGGCAUCCAUCGAGAGAUUCUACGAGUCAUCGGCAAUCAGACCGCCACGGGAUGAACCAGACAGGCGUGGAAAUGUCCCCUCCGCAAUACUGCUGCCUCACAUCCACCUCAACUCCAGCCUUCCAGCUCAAAGCUGGAUUUUUGAGCUGCGGAGGCCUGUCAAGUGUGGGUCUGACCUAUACAGAGAACCCCAACAACUUAGCAAAGGUUUUAAAUAUUCAAAUAAAUAACUCCAGGCUAGUGUUUAUAACCUUGAUGAAACCAACCAUGCAUAUUUACAACUGAAAAACAGCAAAACUCUUAAGGAAAGAACCAAUUUUGCUAGGUUUAUAAAUACUAUGGAGAAUCCUGUUUUUCAGAAGACACGUCUCUCUGUUAGGCUGGUUGGGACAAUUUCAUUUUUUUAGAGAUCCUUUAAAAUGGUAAAACUCUAUGGUGAAUAUUUUGAGACUUCUUGCUAGAAUAUAUGGGGCCUUUUGGGAAAAACAGAAAACGUUCCUUACCAUCUAGAAAAAGGUCCCUUCUAUCUGACCUUGUUUACUAUGAAGAGUUGUACCUUUUUAAAAUAAAAAUACAAUGUACUUUCUGUAUACCGAAGGUGUUAAUAUGCACUUUAUUUUUCUUAAUGUAAUAUAUUUGUUCCAACAACUGGGUCAUAAUCUAAAAAAAUAUAAAAGCCUUUUCCACUCUUGAUUAUUUUAAAAUGAAAAAAAAAAAUGGUUGUAUGUAUUUUCGACAGUGCUAUAAUACAUUAUAAUGGUGAUCAUUCCAGACAGCAAUACAAAGAGCAGAACUGACACCAAGGCCAGGAUCCAGUCCAAACAGCAGACAAGCCGUGUUGCAGCACGGUUUACAUUUUAAUUGAUUUCAUUACAUUUAGUUUUACUUAGUUUAAAAUUGAGAUGAAAUCUGCAGCAUUUAAUUCGAAUUGUGAUCUCAUCCAUUGUAACAUUUUUUUUUAAUUGUGUAUAGCCGAAUUGCGGCAAUCAUAUUGAAUCCUGGAUCUAGUCUGUGAGGUUUGACAGAUGUAGUCAAACAUAAGCAGAAAUGUUUGCUGUUUUAAUUUUGAAUGUAUAUCCGUUUCCUUUACAUUAUCAUAAAGAAAUACCUUUACGGUUGCUUUUCCUUUUAUAAGGGAUCUACUGGUUUACAUUGCAAAGACUUUGAUUCCAGUCAAAUGUACAGGACGGAUAUGCUCUGUGUUGUUCCACACACACAACCUGUCUGGAUAGAGUGACACGUCUUCAAAAAAGUGGACAGAAAUAAUCCACUAUUAAAACAUUUCAAAUUG
This is a messenger RNA of Esox lucius (northern pike), 4483 nucleotides long. RefSeq names its product poly (ADP-ribose) polymerase family, member 8 (gene parp8). Bases 593 to 3247 code for a protein of 884 amino acids. Gene Ontology annotation, biological process: endoplasmic reticulum unfolded protein response. The transcript has 27 exons. Gene Ontology annotation, cellular component: nuclear envelope; membrane; endoplasmic reticulum tubular network. The record is from RefSeq and is a predicted model, not a curated record. Gene Ontology annotation, molecular function: kinase binding; protein serine/threonine kinase activator activity; NAD+ poly-ADP-ribosyltransferase activity. NCBI's taxonomy places the organism in Eukaryota, Metazoa, Chordata, Actinopteri, Esociformes, Esocidae.